UGAAAUUCCACAGACCCAACUCACUGUUUCUCUUUCAAAACUUCAUCAUGAAGUUGUUAUCUUCUUCUUCUUCUUCUCCUUCUUUUUCGUCGUCUUCCUCCUCUGCCUCUUUUGAUGUAAACAUGUGUAAUUCAAAGAGUGCCACUGCCGGGUGUCUCGCCGGCAUAUUGCGCAGAAUUCUCUGCUCUGGUAACCUUCCUACACACCCUUCAGAUCAAAUCAGAGAAGCUGAUUCUGUGGUGUGUGACAAGGAUCAAGAAUUGAAGGCCGCCAAGGAGUGUAUAGAGAGAUUCGAGGCCUCUGCCUCGCCAGGGAUAGUAGCAAGGCUGAUGGGUUUGGAUUCGAUGCCGGAGAUCAACAAUCUGUUGCAUGCAAGUUCGAAACCGAAUUCAAUUUCACGUAGCCGAUCCUUGAACUCUACGGAUCAAUUGGCGGGGUUUGAUUCAAUGCAGGGGCAGCAUCGGCGGGUGAAAUCCACGUUGUCGUUCCGAGAGAUGCCGACAUUCCUCGAGCUAGAAAACGAAAACUUUCUUAUACUCAGCUUCGAGACUGGAGGUGAGAAUAAAGAGUUAAGAUCAAAAGGGAAGAAAUCUGAAAUGGGUUUUGGAGAAUUGAAGCAAAGAAGAGCAGAAAGAUGUAAAAAUGGGGAGAACAGAGCAGAGAGGGUGUCAGAAAAGAAGAAGACGAAGAACAACAACAACAACAAAGGAUGUCAAGAAGCCAAAAAGAAGCAGAGUAAGAGAAUCUCUGAUAAUGGCAAGUCUAAAGGUUCAAGUAUUACUCGGUCUCCUUCAAAGAACUCCAACGAAAAACCAUACGGUUCCCCGGAAGCAGUAAAAACUUCCAAAUCCGUUAACCAGAAGGAAGUCUUCCAUGGAAGGAAACUAAGUGAGAGGAAAAAAACCAGUCUUUGUGUCGUUCAAAACACAGAAUCUGAGUGCAGCUCCGAAGAUUCGAGCCCUGUUUCUGUUCUUGAUUUUGCCCAUUUCCUCACUGAUCCUGAAAUCCCAAUAUCAGAGUCGAGUUUGGCCGAUUCAAAGUCACGAAGGAAGUUAUCGCCGGAGCUUGAAAAUCACAAGCAGCAAUCUCCACGAAAGGACAGUAAUCUAAUCGGCGAUGAGCUAACAACAAAGAAAGUUGAAGGCAAAUAUCAUGGAGCAAAGAAGAAAGAGUGUCAGAGUCAAAACUACGUGGAUAUGUGGGAUGAAAUUUCCAGGCUGACUGGAGCAGAGUUGGUUGGAUCAAAUUGGGUAUACAGGGGAAUGUGGAAGCAUGAAGAUAUUGGUGCAAGUUGUGAGCUUGAAAUUCUUGAUCAAUUGUUAGAUGAAUUGGUAGGUCAACUAUCUGGACUUCCAUGAAAAAUUUGAACAUGCAAGAGUUAUAUAAACCUUUGUAAAUUUCGCAUUGUCAAUAAACUCAACAAAGAAAUUUUGUUUCA
Molecule: messenger RNA, 1438 nt
Organism: Corylus avellana
Lineage: Eukaryota; Viridiplantae; Streptophyta; Magnoliopsida; Fagales; Betulaceae
Source: RefSeq, a predicted model, not a curated record